This is a messenger RNA of Chlorocebus sabaeus (green monkey), 3937 nucleotides long. It is a transcript of the gene KLHL4, whose product is annotated as kelch like family member 4. Gene Ontology annotation, molecular function: protein binding. The record is from RefSeq and is a predicted model, not a curated record. NCBI's taxonomy places the organism in Eukaryota, Metazoa, Chordata, Mammalia, Primates, Cercopithecidae.
UUUGCAAGUCCAAGCAGGAGGACUACAAGCCUGCAAAUCUAACAGCUGGAGAGUGCUGUGGUGGCUGCUUUCCUGUGGUAAGCUGAUUUACUUGCUUAAGGUCUGACCUCAUCAUCCUGUCAGCAUGGGUUCCCACCUACACGGUUAGCUGCAGCCCUCUGCUUCUGCUAGAAGGCUACAAGUAUUCACAGUGUAUCAUAGGCAGUGGGGGAGGGGAGAGAAAGCAAGAAAGACUGCUCUUGGCACUUGUGCUUUUGUUAGUUCUACAGAAGAGGCAGAAAAACAAGAGAUAACAAAGGCUCCGUUUCCUUUCUGUGAGAGAAGGCUUUUGUCUUUCCUCCUGCUACAAUGUCAGUGUCUGGCAAGAAAGAGUUUGAUGUGAAACAGAUCCUAAGGCUACGCUGGAGGUGGUUUAGUCAUCCUUUUCAAGGUUCCACCAACACUGGAAGCUGUCUUCAGCAGGAAGGAUAUGAGCACAGAGGGACCCCGGUUCAGGGCAGGUUGAAGAGCCACUCUCGGGACAGAAACGGACUGAAGAAAAGCAACAGUCCUGUCCACCACAAUAUACUGGCACCAGUGCCAGGACCGGCCCCUGCCCAUCAGAGAGCCGUUCAGAAUUUGCAGCAACAUAAUCUGAUAGUACAUUUUCAAGCAAAUGAAGAUACUCCUAAGGCAGUUCCAGAGAAGAAUUUAUUCCAAGAAGCUUGUGGGAAACGCGCACAAGAUUUGGAGAUGAUGGCUGAUGACAAUAUAGAAGAUUCUACAGCAAGAUUAGAUACCCAGCACUCUGAAGAAAUGAACGCCACCGGAUCUGAAGAGCAGUUCCACGUUAUAAACCACGCAGAGCAAACUCUUCGUAAAAUGGAGAACUACUUGAAAGAGAAACAACUAUGUGAUGUGCUGCUAAUUGCAGGACACCUCCGCAUCCCAGCCCAUAGGUUGGUUCUCAGCGCAGUGUCUGAUUAUUUUGCUGCAAUGUUUACUAAUGAUGUGCUUGAAGCCAAACAGGAAGAGGUCAGGAUGGAAGGAGUAGAUCCAAAUGCACUGAAUUCCUUGGUGCAGUAUGCUUACACAGGAGUCCUGCAACUGAAAGAAGAUACCAUUGAAAGUUUGUUGGCUACAGCUUGUCUUCUGCAGCUGACUCAGGUCAUUGAUGUUUGCUCCAAUUUUCUCAUAAAGCAGCUCCAUCCUUCAAACUGCUUAGGGAUUCGAUCCUUUGGAGACACCCAAGGCUGUACAGAACUUCUGAAUGUGGCACACAAAUACACUAUGGAACACUUCAUUGAGGUAAUAAAAAACCAAGAAUUCCUCCUGCUUCCAGCUAAUGAAAUUUCAAAACUUCUGUGCAGUGAUGACAUUAAUGUGCCUGAUGAAGAGACCAUUUUUCAUGCUCUAAUGCAGUGGGUGGGGCAUGAUGUGCAGAAUAGGCAAGGAGAGCUGGGGAUGCUGCUUUCUUACAUCAGACUGCCAUUACUCCCACCACAGUUACUGGCAGAUCUUGAAACCAGUUCCAUGUUUACUGGUGAUCUUGAGUGUCAGAAGCUCCUGAUGGAAGCUAUGAAGUAUCAUCUUUUACCUGAGAGAAGAUCCAUGAUGCAAAGCCCUCGGACAAAACCUAGAAAAUCAACUGUGGGGGCACUUUAUGCUGUAGGAGGCAUGGAUGCUAUGAAAGGUACUACUACUAUUGAAAAAUAUGACCUCAGGACCAACAGUUGGCUACAUAUUGGCACCAUGAAUGGCCGUAGGCUUCAAUUUGGAGUUGCAGUUAUUGAUAAUAAGCUCUAUGUCGUGGGAGGAAGAGAUGGUUUAAAAACUUUGAACACAGUGGAAUGUUUUAAUCCAGUUGGCAGAAUCUGGACUGUGAUGCCUCCCAUGUCAACACAUCGGCACGGCUUAGGUGUAGCCACUCUUGAAGGACCAAUGUAUGCUGUAGGUGGUCAUGAUGGAUGGAGCUAUCUAAAUACUGUGGAAAGAUGGGACCCUGAGGGACGACAGUGGAAUUACGUAGCCAGUAUGUCAACUCCUAGAAGCACAGUUGGUGUUGUUGCAUUAAACAACAAAUUAUAUGCUAUUGGUGGACGUGAUGGAAGUUCCUGCCUCAAAUCAAUGGAAUACUUUGACCCACACACUAACAAGUGGAGUUUGUGUGCUCCAAUGUCCAAAAGACGUGGAGGUGUGGGAGUUGCCACAUAUAAUGGAUUCUUAUAUGUUGUAGGGGGGCAUGAUGCCCCUGCUUCCAACCAUUGCUCCAGGCUUUCUGACUGUGUGGAACGGUAUGAUCCAAAAAGUGACUCAUGGUCAACUGUGGCACCUCUGAGUGUUCCUCGAGAUGCUGUUGCUGUGUGCCCGCUUGGAGACAAACUCUAUGUGGUUGGAGGAUAUGAUGGACAUACUUAUUUGAACACAGUUGAGUCAUAUGAUGCACAGAGAAAUGAAUGGAAAGAGGAAGUUCCUGUUAACAUUGGAAGAGCUGGUGCAUGUGUUGUAGUGGUGAAGCUACCCUAAAGCUAUCUAUUUUUAUCAAAUGGAAUGAAACUGGAUAAUUUCAAGAAACUGAGUAGGACAAAGGGAGAAAGAAAUACAUGUUCUUUUUCCUACAAUUAAUGAUCAGACUGGAAAACUGUUGUAUUGUUUUAAUUUGUAGUUAUAAUUGCUUUCAUUUGUGAAGCCAAAACUUUUUAAACAUGAAUUAUAUAUGAAUUAUUAAGCAUAUGUAUUAUUGCAGCUGAUAAUAUAAAAGGAAACCCCGUACUCUAGAUAUAGCCCCAUUACUACAAAAUGCUAAAAUAUUUAAUGAAAACUGGUGAUGAUGAUGUCCACAGUGUGCAGGUUAUAAAAGCAUUAAUACAUUUCAAGGUAAGAGUCUUAGAAGUUAAAAACAUUUUCAGUUUGUUUUUUUUUUUUAAACAUACUCUUAUUAUCUGGAACAUAGAAAUAUAAAAGGUAACAUCUGAAGCUUAAAAUAGAAAGUCUGAUUUUUAGUAAGCCAUUAUUCUCCUAUUCAGAUAAUAUCCCAAAGAGCUAAACAAUUCCUCACAUUUACCAAGAGGAAAGCUUUUACUGUGUUGAAGCUAAAAAAAAAAAAAAGAAAAAGAAAAAAUAGCUCUUUGACAAAAUUUGUUAUGUUGAUCGUGGUAUGUCAAAAUUUUUACAGGUUUGCUCAUCUGCCAGAGCACACAUAUAAAAUUUGGUAUUUCUUAACAUAUUGUCUCAUUAGAUUUGUUACCAGUAGAAUAUUAUUGUAAUUUCAUAUACACAGCCUAUACAAUGAAAUAAUGAAUAUUUAUCAUAUUGAUACAAACUGUGACCUCAGCUACAGAGUGCCAGGGCUUCACUUGUAUAGAAUGUAAUGUUCUCCUCAAGCAUUUAUGUUAACUCUAUGAACACAUGUCGUUAAGUUAAACAAGUUUUCAAAAACAAAACGAUUUUUAAAGUACAUUAAAAUUGAGGACGUUAUUCAGUGUUAACACAUGGGAAAACCAAAAUAAUCAAUAAGCUUGGUCAAAUACGAUAGUUAUCUUUUUUGUACCAGUACAUACUUUUCUGUUACUGUUAUAUUAUCCAGUAGAAAACGUUAGGAUAUGUGUGCUAUACAAAAAAAAAAAAGACUUUUUAAGUUUUAAAAUAACAAAAAUGGCUAGUUGAAUAGUAUUUUAUGUGUCAUGCUUCCAUUUAUUCCAUUUAAUUAUACAACUAAGAUGAAAUAUUGAAAAACCCUUUAUGAAAGUAACUUUUCAAGUAAAUGCACAAUUUUAGAAUUUCUACAAUAAGUUCUUUUAAACAGACUUUUUAUUGUGGAUUGUGAAAUCAAAAUCUGGAGAAAUGCUUAUAAAAUAUACUACUAGCUUUUAAGUUUUAAGAAAGAACAACGUAAGUUGUACAAAGCUAUUUGUACUUUGACAAAUUGAAUUUAAAUAAACUUUAUUUCCUCUCCUUA